Molecule: messenger RNA, 853 nt
Organism: Pseudogymnoascus verrucosus
Lineage: Eukaryota; Fungi; Ascomycota; Leotiomycetes; Thelebolales; Thelebolaceae
Exons: 1
Coding region: 425-853 (142 amino acids)
Source: RefSeq, a predicted model, not a curated record
GUCUGAAAGCGACCUCGGGGGACAUGGGGCAGUACAUCCUAUUUUCACAAAUGAUACCUUGAAUUAGGAGAAGCACUUGACAUGUCAGCAAGGAUGCGGCUCCUCUAGGAGCAAACACGAGACCCCGCCGCCCAGAGACGCAAGUCCCAAUGUGGCAACUGACGAUGGAGUCCAUGGCUCUUGUGAUCGCGGGUUACAUUCUUACGGUUACAUCUUGCCAGAUUGAGAAGGUUCUGGGACAUAUAUUCCAAGCAAUGGGGACCUCACGUUUUGCAGGUGUGUAGGACAGCUGGAUCCUUCAUUUUUUGGGGCCAGCGGAGUAGUAUAUAAGUUAUGAGAAAGACCACCGAAUUUUAUAUGUCUUCAGAGUAGAUAUCAGCUCACUACUCUGCAUUCCGGAGCUGCUAGGGCUUCACACCUAUCGAUGAGACUUCAAACACCGAGUGUGACUAGCAUUGUGUCGACUAGUGUCUUCGACAGGGAUAUCAGUGAAGGCUUUGAUAUGGGCGAAGUAUCCGUCGGAAGUGACUGUACCCACGGCGCUUGUCCUGAAUACAAUGUUUCCUUCGACUUCAUGGAGGAAGUCUGGCAGAACCAGACCUACACGUACACUAUCCGCGUCAACGAUUGCGGGCAAUGCAUCUCGGUAAAGGCCAGCGAUGGAGGAUGCGCCAAUUUCGUUUCCUGCGGACAAAAGCAGUUGAUCUGUGUCGACUCCACCAGGGGGCGUGGUUUCCGUGAUAAGGGUGGCACGAAAUGCUUCAUUCUUAGUCGUGGGAAGAUCGCUAACUGUGGGUUGGCGAAAACGACGCAAAUUUUUUGGCCUACGGGAAAGACUGUCUGCCGUUGGUAG